AUUUUGGUUUCUUUCAUUCUUAAGUCUCUCUUUCUCUCUUCUUUUCAUCAAGAACUCUCCUCUCUCUCUCUCUCUCGCUCUCUCUCCGAGCUUGAAAAACGAUCAAGAUGGAAAUGGAGUCAUGUGUUCCUCCAGGAUUUAGAUUUCAUCCAACAGAGGAAGAACUUGUUGGAUAUUACCUCAAGAGAAAGAUUAACUCCCUCAAGAUUGAUCUUGAUGUCAUCACAGAUAUUGAUCUCUAUAAAAUGGAGCCAUGGGACAUCCAAGAUAGGUGUAAACUGGGAUAUGAAGAACAAAGUGAGUGGUAUUUUUUCAGCCACAAGGACAGGAAAUAUCCUACAGGAACUCGGACGAAUCGAGCGACAGGUGCGGGAUUCUGGAAGGCAACAGGAAGGGAUAAAGCAGUGUUAUCAAAGGAGAAGAUAAUAGGGAUGAGAAAGACACUUGUUUUCUAUAGAGGAAGAGCUCCUAAUGGAAGGAAAAGUGAUUGGAUCAUGCAUGAAUAUCGUCUUCAAACUUCCCAACAUGGACCUCCUCAGGAAGAAGGAUGGGUGGUUUGCAGGGCAUUCAAGAAGCCAAGUCCAGCAAACAACAAGCCAAGUUUAGAAUCAUGGAACAAUAUUGCUUAUAAUAAUUAUAUGAGAGGAACCAACACAAGUUAUAAUAGUAGACCACCUCCCUCCCUUUUACAAAUGCCAAGUUAUAAUAAUCCUCUCAAUGCAUUCAACCAAACAUCAAAUUUCAAUCAUCAAUUUCCUUUUAAUCAUCAAUUAGUCUUAAGCCAAAAUAUUGGCUAUGAGAACAAUGAACUAGCAAUUGAACUCCCACAACUUGAUAGCCCCACCCUUUCAACAAGUUUUGCUACAAAAGAUCAUCAAGGCCAAGAUUCCAUAGCUAGCAACAAUGAAGAUCAAGAGAAGAAUAGUUAUGGCCAAUUUUGUGAUGACUGGAAUAUCGAUGACAAGUUAUUUGCACCACAAGUCAUCAUGAAUAUGGAGGCACCAUCUUCUUCUUCUUAUUCUUUCCCUAAUCUUCCAUUAGCCGACAAUGAUCAAAAUCAUAUGACCCAAUUGCUUCAGUGCUACCCUGAUUUAUAGAUGAAAAUCUUCUAUGAUCAGUUAUAGUUUUUGUACCUUUUUAAUUGAAACAAAAGAAAAAGUUUGUGAAAAGGUGGAACAUAAAUAUAUAAUGAACUGUUGACGGUGCAAGGCACGUUAAAAAAGUGGCCUUUGAAUUUUUUUUAUUGU
Messenger RNA from Solanum dulcamara, 1247 nucleotides. Its product is annotated as NAC domain-containing protein 30. NCBI's taxonomy places the organism in Eukaryota, Viridiplantae, Streptophyta, Magnoliopsida, Solanales, Solanaceae. Bases 108 to 1097 code for a protein of 329 amino acids. Gene Ontology annotation, biological process: regulation of DNA-templated transcription. The record is from RefSeq and is a predicted model, not a curated record. Gene Ontology annotation, molecular function: DNA binding. The transcript is spliced from 4 exons.